Molecule: messenger RNA, 1119 nt
Organism: Babesia microti strain RI
Lineage: Eukaryota; Apicomplexa; Aconoidasida; Piroplasmida; Babesiidae
Product: TBC domain containing protein
Exons: 6
Coding region: 1-1119 (372 amino acids)
Source: RefSeq, a predicted model, not a curated record
AUGAGUGAAUGGAUAAGUAACAUUCUGUACGAUAAUUUUCAAAACAUUACAAUCAUUCCCAAUCCGACUGACAGCAUCUAUAAAAAUGAAAAUGUUUCAUAUGAUGCUUACGGGUUUUGCAUCAAGGAUGAAGAGUUGAAUCAAUCAGUUAAUUUCUAUGAAAGCAAGUUUCAACCUAAGCGUGAACGCCGUAAGAAGAGGUGGAACAAAUUUAUGGGUAUCCAAAGUUUGGACAACAUUAAUUUAAGUUUGUUCAAAGUCAUGAUCAGAAAGGGUGUGCCAGACAACCUUAGGUCUUCAAUCUGGCAAAAAAUGAUAGGCAGUGAUGUACUCUACACAGCAAACAUUGGUAUAUUUGAUAAAAUGUUAAAUGUGACUCUUAAGCCAGAAAUAAUGAAGCAAAUAAAGUUGGAUGUUGUUAGAACAUUUCCUACCCACAAAAAAUUUUCACCUAAUAAACAUGGUUUAGAAGAUUUGGAGAGGGUAUUGUACGCCUUCGCUACCUACUUUCCUUCCAUUAACUAUUGCCAAAGUAUAAAUUACAUAGCUGCUGUACUUUUGCUAUUUCUACCUCCUGAAAGAGCCUUUUGGACCCUAGUGCAACUGAUAGAGAGUAAAUCGACAGAUAAGGGUUUAAGAAUUUCAGGUUAUUAUAAGGAAGGGAUGACUGACCUUAUGCGGGAUAUAUUGGUUUUGGAAUCUAUAUUAGAGACUAGGUUAAAACGGGUUCAUGCCAAGUUUAGAAUUUUUGGAAUUGACAUUGGUUGGAUAUGUGCAGAAUGGUUUUUAUGUCUCUUUUCAAUCAGCUUGCCGAUCAAUACGCUGUUACGUGUCUGGGAUGUCCUAAUGCUUGAGGGGGACAAAGUUUUGUUUAGAAUUUCUUUUGGGAUAUUCAAGAUGAAUGAAGCGAAGAUACUCGAAUUAGAUUCUUAUAACAGCUUGUUGAUGUACUGUAAAAACAUGUCAAAGGUACUAGUUGAGCAUAACGAACUAAUCAAGACCAGCUUCAACGAUAUGCGGUUUUUUAGGAGGAAAGAGAUUCAGAAACUUAGGGAAAUGGCCAACGGGAAACUUGGUAGAUCUGGAACUUUGUCUAAAAAUAAAAUUGACCCCUUGUAA